AUGGCAGCGGGCACAAACCAAGCACAUGGCAUUAUGUCUAAUGGACAAAGACCCGCAGAGCCAGCCUCAUCCCUUCUUGCGGCGCACUUCGCCCCUCGUCUGACAUCUCAUGGACACGAUGCGCAACGACUUUCGCGAGAGACCUUUUCACAGCUUCGUCAGGAACUUCUCGGCGAUAGACAGAGCCAAAUCCGCGCUGAUGAAGGGAUCACAGACAUUAACAAGUUGAUAUGCAUCGUUCUGAAGGCAGGCCUAGAGGUUAGCCCGAACAGCAACAGCAACAACAACAAUCCAGAAGAAGAAGACGUGGAAGGACAGAUUCUGGACUGUUUGGAUAUUAUCCAAGCAAGCAUUGAAAAGGCACCCCAAGUGCUAUGGGAUAAUUCGGACCCCCUCAUUUUGGGCGAGGAUGUUCACGCGCCAUUGUUUGCUUGGCUGAUCCUCCGACUGAUCAGAUUGGCUAGUAUCUGGCAAUCGGAAACUGUCCAGUAUCGAAUCCAGCAGGUUUUAAUGCAAAUUUCAUGUCUUCAAUAUAAGCAAGUGCGAUCAUCAGCUUCGUGCUAUAGCAUUCUGGCUUUCCUUCGGGCUUGUACCUCAGAUAUCAUAUCUACACUCGAAUCUUCCUUAAAUAAGGGCUGGCACAGGUCUUACAGUCCGAAGCUGUCAUUGCCUGGAUCUAUCGGAUCGCUUCUGAUAGAUCUGGACGAUCUAACUCUACCCCAUGACCUAGUGAAGAAGCCCACAGGGCUAGGGCCCUUCCCUCAAACCGUCGCACUGGUUUCUCACCUGCUAGAUUCUUUCAGUCCGAAAGCACCCGUGCAGGAAUUUGAAAAGCUCCAGAAUCUUGAUCUUCGUCAAAAUCUCUCGGGCGUCCUGAACGGUUUCAAUCGCCUGCGAAAGGUCCUAGUCAAAUGGUUGCAGGAAUUAGGUUCGAACCUGGGCCCUGGCGAGGAUAGAGUGCCAAUUCAAUUUUUGAUGCAUGUCCAUCGCUUCUGCCUCUCAAAAUCUACCUCGUCAGCUUUGUUGUCGGACGUGAGCUUGACUUCCGCAUGGCUACAAUGCCUCGGUGGUCUUCUCGGGCCCAGUGUCACGCAUGGACUGUCGAAUUUGCAGAUAGAGCUUGGAAAAUACCUGGAAGAGAUGGCAGAGUCGACAAAUCAAUCCAAAUUGUUCGAACACCAAACAAGGGAAUUGCUUUUGCCGGUCCUUGUGGAUCUUGGUCGUGAGGAGCAGAGUACCAAGCCAAUCGAGGCCUGUCUUCUGAAUUCAAUCCAGAAACUCCACUUGAGGUUACUGGAGACAGCUAAGUCUCCAGUAAACCUACAUGAUAUCUCUACCUCACAAAAGAGCCCAGAUACCGAACAAAUGGGAACCAGUCAACAACCAGUGAUUUUGGAUAAGGAAGAAGAAUGGACAGAAGACACCCGGGCUCCAAAACGACUUUGCAUCACUCCUGGAUCUACUUCCAGUAGUCUGCUCCAGUUCCUCACGGGUAAAUUGUCAUCGCUCCUGAAUUCCGGUGAUAAUUCGACGGUGAAAAGUCUCCGGAAGACAAUCGAGAGUUCAUACACCCAAAUCUCCGAGCCCCAAAAAAGUGAAAUCCUGGAAAUCGUGGGCAAGCUUUCUUGCGCCCUAACCGGAAACCUUUUCCAAAGGCCUUCUGAGGUUAUAUCGCGCGAAAUUCUAUUUUGCGAAGUGUGCGAUGGUGGACAACAAGAGCAGACGGCGGAAUACGACGGGCAAAGCGAAGAAGAAUUCGGCAACCUGUGGGAAAUUUUCAACUUCAUUCUUCCUAAAUUGACGCGUACCCCCGGUCCGCGAAUUGCUGCUAUGAUUGCUUUGAGAAGGAUCUUGAUGCACUCGACAAAUCUGAAUCAGAUGCAGCUUUCAACGUCAACGUCUGGGGAGUUCUGCCUUCACUCCCUUCGAAGCUCUAUUCGUGAGCUUCGAAUUGCGACUGGACACGCGGUGCCUGCCUUUGUACGCCCAGAUCUCCAACAAGACAUCCGCCGGGCAAAUUUUGUCGUUGUUCUAGAGUGGCUCAAGAACCUUUCGGAAAAGGAUGACAUGCCUUUACAGGAGGCAUGCGUUUUGACAUUAUGUCGACUUGCAAGGGUCUCGGAUGACGAGGAGAAAAACAUCAUUUUACUACGCCUAUUAGAAUAUCUUGGACAUCCAAAUCCAUACGUCUGUGCGAUUGCCUACAACGAGCUUUCCAAACUCGCACAGCAAUUCUCCCUAACUCCCGCAAGCCUGUUCCGGCCAUACUGGAGAACGCUUUCGGUGGCAGUGGUCAAGAACCUUCAAUCCCGCCCAUACAUGGCCGAGCAGCUGUGUGAGCUGUUAGGAAUGAAAGUUGAUAGCUUCCUACGGCUGACGGAGGUUCAUAUUCUUCCUUACUUGGUGCUGACGAGAAGACGAGAUAUAAUCUCCCGGAUUGGGGCAAGUCGCAAUGAAGGCGAAACGCCUUUUGAUGUUUGUUCGGAGAAGAAUAAUCUCGCUGCAAUCUUGGCUUUUCUUCUCGCUCAACAGUCAAAUGAUCCGGAAGCUAUGAUCAUGUCUCUCCUCGCAGAAAUAGAUUCCGCUUUUAGAGGUCGUACGUUGGCUGAGCUUGUGAGAAUCGAGCCUAUUUUGAUUGCCUGCGAUUUACUCAAGAACCUUGGCAAUUCGGGUGAUCAGAAUAGGGAGAAAUUCCAACAAGCUCUCUAUCGACUCGCUUCCUUUAUCCCUCGAAAAUCUUCACACAGCAGUUCUUCCAAAAAGUCAGACCUUUUGAUCCAUUUCAUUGAGGAGCAUGUCCUCGGAAUCAUUACCCAAUUUGCGAAUGCAAUCAAUGAUUUCCAAGUGAGGCAGACACUAGCAGAGAAAAGGCGAAACCUCAAGGCGAUCGAGGAGAUGAUCAACAUCGCCCAAGGCCAUGUUAGCAAUGCGCUGCCUCAAGUCAGCGCCUGUCUGCGGUCAGCACUAGAGAUUGAAGAGUUGUGCGACCAUGCCUUUUCAGCCUGGAAGACUCUUAUCAGCUCACUCAGCGAUGAAGACAUUGAGCCCCUCAUCGACCAAACACUGGCCAUCGUCAUCAGAUAUUGGGGGAUAUUGACCAUCGAGAGUCGGCAAAGUGCCUAUAGACUCAUCGAUCAUAUACUUACCAAUCAUCCGAAUCUUGUGCGGGAUACUUUUAAUACAAUGCCUUCGCUAUCGUCUAUUCCCGAGCUUCACCCACUGGAGGCUAGGGUCAAUGAACUCAGAUCUCAGAUGGAUGUUCGAAGUCAAUUUUUAGCGCUUGUUCGUCGCUGUCAAAGUGAGAAUGCCACAGUUGUCGAACAGGCGCUGAAGGAGCUGUCCCCUUUUCUUUCAGAGAAUGAGGAGUUCCUUCAUGUUUCGGUUCUCAGUGAGCAGCCUGAUCCUAUCAUUGCUCAAUUGAUGAGGGCAUUGCUAGAUUGCUGCGUUAAAUUUAAUAGCAGCUCCGAUCCCAUAACUUUGCUUUCGUCGCAGUGUUUAGGUCUUGUUGGCUGUCUUGACCCCAAUCGCGUGGAAACAAUUAAGGAGAAAAAGGAUAUCCUUGUUCUAUCGAAUUUUGAUCGGAUGGAAGAGACAAUGGAGUUUGUGCUUUUCUUCCUCCAGCAUGUUCUUGUUGAUGCAUUCUUGUCUGCUUCUAAUACGAGAGCCCAAGGAUUCCUAGCAUACGCCAUGCAAGGUCUGCUCAAAUUUUGUCAACUCAACGUGGCUGUUACUCAGACUCAGCGAACCAGAGAUCUGCAAGGAGAUGAAAAGUAUCAGCGAUGGAUGGAACUGCCUGAAAGUGUGCGUAAUACUUUGACGCCCUUUUUGACAUCAACAUACACCGUCACAGUUGUCACAACCAACUCCAAAGUCAACUACCCUUUGUUUUCUCCCGAGAUGACACACAGCGAAUGGCUGCGUACGCUAGUGCAAGACCUCCUCGAAACAGCGAGCGGUGAUAACGCGAAGAUUGUAUUCGCUGUUUGCAGUCGUGUUGUCAAGGGCCAAGAUAUUUCAAUUUCUUCGUUCCUCCUCCCUUUCGCGAUCUUGAAUCGUGUUGUUGGGGGUACCGAACAAGAGCAGCUGGAUCUUCAGCUGGAGCUAACCAAGGUGCUCUCGCACCCUCUCCCCGACACAAAUAGCAAUCUUCGAGAAACAAUUCUCAGCUGCAGUCAGAGUGUUUUCGAAGUCUUGGAUUAUCUGUCAAGAUGGCUCCAGGGCAAGAAAAAACACAUGAGUGGUCUUAAUCAACAGGCCCAUCAGUCAUCAAAUCGAUCGCAUAGGGAGGCUGCCCGGGAUCCGCUCCAUGCCAAGUUUUCAUCUCAGAUCAAAUCUGUCGAAUCAUUACUGGCUUCAAUACCCCCCGAAAAAAUCUCCAAGCGAGCUGUUGAAUGCAAAUCCUUCUCCAGGGCCUUGUUUCACUGGGAACAGUAUAUCCGCAAAUGCAAUUCUCAAGUUGAAGUGAACGAGCAGUCCAAUCCUGAGGCCUUGUACCAGCGACUUCAGGAUAUCUAUAGUCAGAUUGAUGAACCGGAUGGCAUUGAAGGUAUUUCGAGUCAUCUUUCAGUACUUGACAUCGAUCAACAAGUUCUCGAACACCGAAAGGCUGGAAGAUGGGCCACUGCUCAAAGCUGGUAUGAGUUGCAGCUUGAGAAAGACUCGAAGAAUGUGGAUGCACAGUGGAAUCUUGUCACUUGUUUGAAAGAGUCUGGGCAGCAAGAUGCGAUUCUCACUCGUUUCGAGGUUCUCAAAGAAGAUAAGCCCGCAGCCUCCCGCUUUUUACCAUUUGCAGUCGAAGCCUCGUGGAUCACCAGUCGAUGGGAAAAGCUACAGGGAUAUCUUGAGCUCUGUGAGGAAUCUGGGACUGGUGAAUUCAAUGUGGGUAUCGGGACUGCUUUGAACACGCUGCGCCUACCUAAUUCCGGAGCUGAAUCAUUUACGGAUAUUGUGAAUGGCUUGAGACUCCAGGUUGCGAAAUCAUUGAAUGCCAAUUCCGUGGCCUCGCUGCAAUCUUGUCAUGAUGACAUGCUACGGCUGCAUGCAUUGGCAGACGUGGAAUCGAUAGCUAAUGCAGAAGCCAAGGGUCCGGGGUCAUAUCAAGGGCUUCUCAAGGCCCUGGACAGACGGCUGGAUGUUCUCGGUGGUUACAUUGCAGAUAAGCAGUAUCUUCUAGGUCUCAGGCGAGCGACGAUGGAACUAGCGGGACCUUUUCCGAGUUCAGAUAUUGCGGCUGCGUGGCUUACGAGCGCCCAUCUCUCGCGAAAGGGCAAUUUUACUAGCCAGGCAUACCAUUCAAUGCUCCACGCAGCCAGGUUGCAGGAUCGAUCGGCUACCAUUGAACAUGCAAGGCUUCUUUGGAAAGAUGGACAUCACCGCAAAGCCAUUCAAACGCUGGAGGGCGCUAUAUCCGCGAAUGAAGCUAAUCCCCCAGAGUCAAUUUCGGUCGAUUCCGACACAGCGUCAUCUCUCUCUGGUGGCUCUGGAAAGCACCAAGGUGUGCUAAUUACCGCUCGUGCGCAUCUUUUACUUGCAAAAUGGACGGAUAGGGCUGGUCAGACACAUUCCCAAGCCAUUGUACAGCGAUAUCGUGAAGCGAUCAAGCUAUACCCGCGCUGGGAGAAAGCACACUACUACCUGGGAAAGCACUACAACAAGAUUCUUGAUUCGGAGAAGGCAAAGCCUAUGGGCAAGGAAGCCCAGAUCUAUCUCAGUGGAGAGGCCACAAAGCUCGUGAUUGACAACUAUCUUCGCUCGCUAACCUACGGAAGUAAAUACGUUUUUCAGACGUUACCGAAACUUUUGACGCUCUGGUUGGAACAUGCCUCCAUCGUCGAUCAACCGAUUGAUCCAAAGAGAGGGGAUAACGAAGAGUUUCAAAGACACACCAAAGCUCAACGACAGAAAAGUCUGGACGAAAUGCAUGCUCAGCUGAAGAAGUAUAUCUCUUCUCGUCUGCAGCCUGCUUUGUUGUUCACUAUCUUGCCACAGGUUGUGGCACGAAUCUGCCACCCCAACAGCACCGUGCAUGAUCUGUUGACUCGCGUUGUGGUCAAAGCUGUCCACUGUUUUCCACAGCAAGGCCUGUGGACUGUCUUGGCCGUGGUCAAGUCAUCUAAUAAGGACCGAGCAUCAAGAGGAUAUACAUGUCUCAAAAAGAUCACGGAAUACACCAGCAAGCAUAAGACAGAAUCGGCCCCCGAUAUUCAUCGCAUGAUAAGCCAAGGUCAAAAGUUCUCCGAAGAGUUACUACAGCUCUGCCUGGCGCAUGUCGAGGAGAGGGUCUUUAAAGUCAACCUCGCUCGCAAUCUGGGAUUCAAUCACAAAGUGGCUCCGUGCCGGCUAGUGGUGCCAUUCCAGGCCAUGCUAAUCCCGAGUUUACCUUCCAGUCAUGAUUCGGAAUAUUUGAAAGGGUUCCGACCAUUUCCUCGGGAUCCAACUACCAUUGACGCCGUUCUUGAUGAAGCGCAGAUCUUGCACUCUGCUCAGCAACCACGAAAGAUCAGCAUUCGAGGCUCAGACGGGAAAAUUUACAAUGCGCUGUGCAAACCAAAGGACGAUCUGCGUAAAGAUCAACGUUUGAUGGAAUUCAAUAACAUGAUCAACCGUUUCCUCAAGCGAGACGUGGAAUCAAGCACACGACGAAUGUAUAUCAAAACCUACGCCGUUACACCUUUGAAUGAAGAGUGUGGGUUGAUUGAAUGGGUUGAUAAUCUACGUACAUUGAGAGAUAUCAUCGCCAAGGGACUACGCGAGAGGGGUGCUGCACCUAAUUAUACUGAGAUCAGACACUAUCUCGACGAGAUUUGUGCAGACCGUUCGAUGACCAAAUUACCUCUGUUCACUACGAAGAUUUUGGCAAAGUGUCCCCCCGUUCUUCACGAAUGGUUCAUCGAAAUGUUCCCCGAGACCGAAGCAUGGUUCGCCGCAAGGUUACGAUACACGCGAUCUUCUGCAGUGAUGUCUAUGGUUGGAUACGUUCUAGGACUGGGUGACCGACACGGAGAGAACUUGUCUUUCGAAGAGGGUACUGGUGGUAUCUUGCAUGUUGAUUUCAAUUGCUUGUUUGACAAAGGACAAACGCUCGCAAAGCCAGAAGUGGUUCCAUUCCGUCUGACGCAAAACAUGGUCGAUGCGUUCGGCGCCUAUGGGUAUAAUGGACCAUUCCGGAGAACAUGCGAAAUCACACUGCGUCUUUUGCGGCAGAACGAAGAUGCUUUGAUGACUAUCCUUGAAACCUUCUUGCACGACCCAACUACAGACUUCAUCGGGAAAAGACGCCGCACUCAUAUCAAUGUGCCUGAUACGCCAGCCGGGGUUUUGGAAGAUGUUCGUAACAAGCUCCGGGGCUUUAUGUCGAAGCAACCCAUUGCUCUUUCGGUCGAUGGACAGGUGGAUGAGCUGAUCAUGCAGGCCACCGAUAAGGCAAACCUGGCAAAGAUGUACAUCGGGUGGUGUGCAUUCUUCUAG
Molecule: messenger RNA, 7467 nt
Organism: Penicillium waksmanii
Lineage: Eukaryota; Fungi; Ascomycota; Eurotiomycetes; Eurotiales; Aspergillaceae
Gene: atrA
Product: protein kinase MEC1
Exons: 18
Coding region: 1-7467 (2488 amino acids)
Biological process (GO): telomere maintenance; protein phosphorylation; DNA damage checkpoint signaling
Cellular component (GO): nucleus
Molecular function (GO): protein binding; protein serine/threonine kinase activity
Source: RefSeq, a predicted model, not a curated record